UAACCUUUGUCUGUCAGACAAGGUUGACGCACUGUAUGACAAGGAAUGCUGGGAGUUGCAGUUCCACAAGAGCUGGAUAAUUUCCGGCUCUUUCACGGACUCAGUGGAUGAACUGUUCUCCGCGAACACAAUGGCGCCGGCCUCCCCAGCGGACAGAAGCCUUCAGCAAAGUCUGCGCCCUAGUGGCCGAGCCCAGCGUUCUGACGUCAUGAGCGGAAAUUACGAUAACAAUUUGAAGUAAGAUCCCGGGCCGGGAGCGCCGGUACGUGCAGGAGGUCGGGUGGUCACCGGGGAGACUGCAGGUGGGAGUCCGGGUCAUGAACAGUGAGAGAAUGGAGGUACAGGGUCCUGACCAUCCUGUGAGGAUACCCCGUGGUCGCAGUAACCCACUACAGAAACGUGGUUCCAGGGAUGAUCUGGAGGUGUCUGUGGCAUUUCCAGGGCUGGUGACAAGCGAGAGCUGCUGCCGAUUCACCUGUGAGCUUCUCAAACACAUCCUGCACCAGAGACACCAGCUGCCUCUGCCCUAUGAACAGCUCCUCUUCUUCUGUAAGAAGCAGCAGGACGGUGAAGAUAUUGGAAGGCGCCCCAUAAAAGCGGAAGGGUCGGAUUCUCGCCAGUGCCAGCGAUCCAUGUCAGACUUGGCUGAAUUGCUAUCCCAGCUGGAGACGUUCUUCACCCUCACUGCCGUGCCGCGGGUUCUGCUGCUACUGGGGGGCACUUCGGUGAACCCAAAAGAGCUUUAUGUGAUUGACAUGGAAGGUUUACAGCUGGGUAACGGUGAUCAGAGCCUGAGUACUCGGCCCUGUCUGCGCCAGCUUUUCCAUGACCUAUUCUUAGCCGACCCAUUCAGUGAUCUGCGCUCUUCUCCUCUCAUGAGCCUGGUGGUAAUGGUACAGGGUCACAGAAACUGUGGUGCAGACUGGUUCCGACCCAAAAUCAGCUACAAAGUGCCAACCCGGGGCCACGCGCUGACCAUCAGACUAUCCUGCACCAAACCACAAGCCGCCACCUACAGCAAUGAGGACUAUAUCUGGUACCAGGCUCCCAUCAUACUGAAAGGGUUUCAGAACUGAGCACACUUACCGUCAGAAGCCCAUUCGCUUAUACCAAAAAUAUGUUUGGGGGGAGCAGAUUCUGAACAGCUUCUCCUUUAGUGCGAGCGGCCGGACGAUCAGGACACUACGUUUCCACUCAGCGGAUCCUAUAAUGCACCUUUAACAUUAUAUGACGUGCAAUGCUGUCACUUGCUGCUUCUGUUAUUCUGUAAAUGACUCUGAAUUAGGGAGGUAUACAUGUGUCACUGCCUUAUCAGACACAGGGAAUGCAUAGGGGUAAUUAAUACCAGCUAUAGGGUGCCGCCGUCACAAUCAUGGUCCGUGGUGACAAUCCAGCUGCUAGUGACAUAGUUUGCACGCGUUUGUACUCCGAUAUGAAAGGGGCAGUUUUAACUUGUUUGAAAACCAUGUUCUGCCGGAGGAGGGGGGGUGUUACAUGCAGACGCAGGCAAAUUUCCCAGUAUUCAAUGGCAAAUUGCGUUACUACCACUUUCAUCAUGGUUUGUUCAAAUGCACAUUCAACUUGUCAGCAGGGUUCUCUUCAAACUGUGGGACAGAUGUAUUAACCUGGAGAAGGCAUAAGGAAGGGAUAGACCGGUGAUAAAUGCAAGGUGAUAAACACACCAGCCAAUCAGCUCCCAUAUGUAAAUUAACAGUUAGGAGCUGAUUGGCUGGUGCAUUUUCACCUUGCACUUAACACUGGUUUAUCACUUCCUUAUGCCUUCUCCAGGUUAAUACAUCUGCCCCUGUAAAAGAUGCCCUCUCUACCUCGCACCACUCGUGGAUACUAAUUGCUGCUGAUGUGACGCGUAACGCUCCUUUCCCGUUUCUUUAUAUAUAUUUCCUCUUGCCCAGGGAGCCAUAACCCCUCUGUGUGAUAGAGAUCAUUCUGUCUGGCUGAACGAAGGAUGUUAGUAACUACAGAAAUGCAGAAUAUAUGCGGAGUGAUCAUAUAAUUAUCAUGUAUUUUAUUGUUUGCAACAAGCCACACACUUGAGGCCCAGACGUCCUCCAUACCAUUAUUACCUGUGGGACCUUGUGUCUGGGCUGAUGCCCCAGCAGAGAACUUCUCUGACUGUAGUUGUAGGAGUACCCACAUCUACCAACACACCAGCACCAGCCGGAUACCUCAUGGGCCUAAUUCAGAUCUGAUCGCAGCAGCAAAUUUGUUAGCUAAUGGGCAAUACCAUGCUGCACUGCAGGUGGGGCAGAUGUAACAUGUGCAGAGAGAGUUAGAUUUGGGUGGGGUGUGUUCAAACUGAAAUCUAAAUUGCAGUGUAAAAAUAAAGCAGACAGUAUUUUCCCUGCGCAGAAACAAAAUAACCCACCCAAAUCUAACUCUCUCUGCACAUCUUAUAUCUGGCCCCUCCACCUGCAGUGCGCAUGGUUUUGCACAUUAGCUAAUAAAUUUGCUGCUGCGAUCAGGUCUGAAUUAGGCCCCUUUUACCUGGGCUGGUGCGAUAGUGUGUUAUGUUUCCAUUCUGCACCCGAGUCCCCUGCAUGAUGCCAUCACCCCGCUCUGUGCAUAAUCUCUACAAUCGUCCCAAGAGCUGAACCUUUAUGUGAUCUUUCCACUUUUUAAUGUUAAUUAUGAAAGAAACCUGACGUGGAGACUUGAUGUAGUAAAUGCUGUUUCUGUGCUGCAGGAUGCUUGAGGACGGACCUUCCACGCGUCUUUGUGCCACUUAUGUUUACAAGAGGAUUAAGACCUUAAUACAUCAUAUAUAAAUAUAUUUUUAUACAUAUUUCUGACUUUUAAUCACGCUAUUACAGAUAAUUUAUUUGACUUGUAUACCGGUGCUUUCGUUGUGUUGGACUGUACGUUUUGUAUGACUGAGACGAUUCUUACCCUGCACGUCCCAUUUUUAGUUUUCUGCGACAACUGAAUCCUGCUUUUAUCUAGAAACAGUUGUGAUUUGUGAUCCGCGUUUAGUUUCUGAUUCUAAUCAUUUAUUGUGUCUAAAUAAAGACCAAUGCUUUCCCAUUGCUGGAAUUAGGUUAUUAAAUGAAAGAUCUUUUA
Pseudophryne corroboree (corroboree frog) is the source of this 3078-nucleotide messenger RNA. It is a transcript of the gene MAD2L1BP, whose product is annotated as MAD2L1 binding protein. Lineage: Eukaryota; Metazoa; Chordata; Amphibia; Anura; Myobatrachidae. The transcript is spliced from 3 exons. The record is from RefSeq and is a predicted model, not a curated record. The coding region runs from base 318 to 1076 and encodes 252 amino acids. Gene Ontology annotation, cellular component: nucleus. Gene Ontology annotation, biological process: regulation of exit from mitosis.